Messenger RNA from Anopheles stephensi (Asian malaria mosquito), 3600 nucleotides. RefSeq lists its product as uncharacterized. The coding region runs from base 110 to 3406 and encodes 1098 amino acids. Gene Ontology annotation, molecular function: hydrolase activity. The transcript is spliced from 10 exons. The record is from RefSeq and is a predicted model, not a curated record. Lineage: Eukaryota; Metazoa; Arthropoda; Insecta; Diptera; Culicidae.
CGCGGCUUUUUCGCGAUUAGUUCUACUUCGCCGCGCGCACGGAGCUGAUCAGCCCCGAUCGGCGCCCGGAUUCACUAUUUAGGGCUUUAAAAGUGAGGUAGCAGCAAGUAUGGUGCUGUCCAGGGUACGUACUCUUCGCGAUUUCGUCAGCGCACUGUUGCACUUUGCGUAUGGUCUAGUGCUGUUUGUGGUGCAGCACCGAUGGAUCCGGUUCUGGCCACCUCCGGUACGGCCGGUCGUUAGUGUGAAGCAGGGUAAGGUACGGGGCGUUACCGCGACCUUGCCGAACGGUGGACAGUUUCACUAUUUCAAGGGCAUCCCUUACGCUGAACCGCCGGUCGGGAAUCUACGCUUCAAGCCACCGGUCCCGCUGACCCGGUUCCGCAAACCAACCGUCGACUGUUACGCCGAACGGGCCAACGCAGUGCAGAAAGAUUUCUUCUCCAAGCGGUGCAGUGGUUCCGAGUCAUGCCUGUACCUGAACGUCUUUACGCCCCGACUCCCGGGGGAGGCCGACACAACGAAGGGAGUUCCUCGGCUGCCGGUAAUGGUGUACAUCCAUGGCGGUGGGUUCAUGAGUGGCAGCGGUAGCACCUUCUUCUACAAUCCGGAAUACUUCGUGCAGCAGGAUGUGGUCGUUGUCACGAUGAACUAUCGGCUCGGGCCGCUCGGGUUCCUCUACCUUCCUUCCGCCGGCAUCCCGGGCAAUGCCGGGCUCAAAGAUCAGUUGCUUGCGCUCCAAUGGGUGCAGGACAACAUUGCGCAGUUCGGUGGCAAUCCGAACAAUGUUACAUUGUUUGGGGAAAGUGCCGGUAGCAUGUCGGCAUAUUUGCACUACCUAUCGCCAAACUCGAGGAAGUACGUGCAUCGAGUGAUAUGUCAGAGCGGUGUGGCCAUUACGGACUCGUUCUUCCAGGUGGACCCGGAAGAAAAGGCACGGAAGCUGGCACGCUUUUUCGGCUAUACUGGAGACGAUGAUCAGGGUGUUCUUGAAACGCUCCAAAAGGUACCGGCUCAGGAACUAGCCAAACAUCAAAACGAAGCGAUCAGUGAGGGUGAAAAGAAGCUGGCCCUUAUCUUCAUCUUUCGGCCGGUGAUUGAGCAGAAGCAGACCGAUGACAGCAUCCUAACGCAGCAUCCGCGGGAUAUCCUGAAGUCGUACGAUACGCUACGAAUGCCACUGCUGGAGGGCUGCAACGAUGGGGAAGGCAUCUUAGCACUGCGGACGCUGGGCAAAAAGUGGAAAUCAUUCGGCGCGACACCGGAACGGUUGGUGCCGGUGCUGUUGGGAGUACGGCCCGAUCUCGAUCGCAGCGUUGUGGGGCGUCAGAUCAAACAGUUUUACUUCGGCGAGCGGCCGGUAAAUGAGCAGACGAUCGAUAAGAUGUGCGAGCUGCUGUCGGAUAAUACGUUCAUCACAAACUCAGUCACCGGUGCCGAGUGGUUGGCAAAGUAUCAACCGAACGUGAAACACUUUCACUAUCGCUUCACGUACGAUGGACGGUAUAGUUUGCUGAAGCGCCUGUUCCUACUGUCCCACGUGAAGGGCGCCUGCCAUGGUGAUGAUACGUUGUAUAUGUUCAAUCCCUGCUUCCUGCCGAAGCUUCCACCCAAUAGCGAGGAGUGCCGCGUGCGUGACAUCUUCAUCGCGCUGUGGACCAGUUUCGCAAAGCACGGUGACCCAACCAGGGCCGUGCCCUCAAAUCUAAUCCCGGUACGGUGGGAACCAGUUCCAAAGUGUCCGCGCGUCACCGUACGGCAGGGUCAAUUGCUGGGCGUUCAGGCUCGCCUCCCGAAUGGCGCCCGCUACUACUACUUCAAGGGAGUGCCGUACGCGGAACCACCGGUUGGGAAACUGCGCUUUAAAGCUCCGAUCCCCCUGGAACGGUUCCGCCGACCGGUUCUGAAAUGUUACGCCGAGCGGAGCGACUUCAUACAGCUCGAUUUCUUCUCCGGCUUUGUGUUUGGUUCGGAACGAGGACUCUACCUGAACGUCUACAGCCCGCAACUUCCGACCGAUGGGGAGAAUAAAACCGAGAAACCUCACGAUACGAAAAGACUCCCGGUGAUGGUGUUCCUCCACGGUGGAGGUUUCGCAUGUGGCAGUGGCAGUAGCCUCUUCUACAAUCCGGAAUACUUCUUGCAGCGUGGCGUACUGGUAGUGACCGUGAACUAUCGGCUUGGUCCCUUUGGAUUUCUCUAUCUGCCCGAAGCCGGUGUCGAGGGAAAUGCGGGGCUUAAAGAUCAACUACUGGCGCUCCGGUGGAUUAAUGAAAAUAUUGCCAACUUCGGAGGCGAUCCGCACAACGUGACGCUGUUCGGUGAAAGUGCUGGCAGCUUCUCGGCCUAUCUGCACAUGCUCUCGCCCAACUCCAGGAAACUAUUCCAUCGCGUUAUCUGCCAGAGCGGUGUCGUCUGCUCGAGCUCGUUCAUGCAGGCCAACCCGCUCGAGAUGGCCUUCAAUCUGGCGCGUCAUUUCGGGUACAGUGGAACGAGCCAACAGGGUGCGCUCGAAACCCUGCAGCAAGUGCCAGCAAAAAAAUUGGCCGCCCACCAGCAGAAAGCGCUCGGCCAGUACGCCGAAAAGCAGGCCGACCUUGUUUUCAUCUUUCUCCCGGUGAUCGAGCAAACGCUUACCGAAACCUCGAUCAUCACCCAGCCACCCGAAGAGCUGCUAAAGUCGUACGACACACUGCGAAUGCCUCUGCUCGAAGGUUGCAACGAUUCGGAAGGCAUCCUCGGGCUGUACAUUAUACGGCGCAAGACGCGUGCCGAAGACAUACGUCACAUACCGGCACGGAUGGCAGCUAAGCUGUUCCGGCAUCUUCCCUCCCCGGAACGGGCCGCGGUGACCGAUAAGAUACGCAAAUUUUACUUCUCCGAUGAGCCACCGUCCGCGUGGCCUACCGAUCAGCUGAAGCACCUGCUGACGGAUGUGAUCUUCAUGAAGGAUUCGGCGGUCAAUGCCGAAUGGUUGGCGAAGCAUCAGCCGCACCUGCGCCACUACCAUUACCGGUUCACGUUCGACGGGCGGUUUAGUUUGCUGAAGCGGCUGUUUCUCAGCGCGAACGUGACCGGUGCGUGCCACGGUGAUGAUUUGCUGUACAUGUUCAACCCAAAGCUGUUGCCCAACAUUUCACAGUCGAGUGACGAAUGUCGUGUGCGGGAUAACUUUGUCGCUCUCUGGACCAGUUUCGCCAAGCACGGUGAUCCGUCGGUUGAUUCGCGGGAUGUUGUCGAUGUCCAGUGGAGCCCGGUAAGGAAGGUUCCUCGUGAUGGGUCGGUCGACUUUCGGCUCGACUGUCUCGAGAUUGGUGUGAAACCGGCGAUGGUGACGGAUCCCACCCGGGAGCGUGCCAACUUUUGGCGCGAACUGAUCGAAACACAUCGAAAGGGAUAUCUGUGACCUGUGUGGGCGGGUGGUAAGAACCGAAAUGUGAUAACCGAUAAACGGGUACGGUUUAGUGGUAAGUGGUUUUGGGCGGUAUUGGAGAACGGUAGCUUAGUACAUGACAUUCGAGUAGCUUGUUAAGUAAGCAAAGCUUUUUAUACACGCCAGGUGCCUUGUGUUUAAAAUAAAACCCUCUUGCCUAUCACAAA